This is a messenger RNA of Auanema sp. JU1783, 1182 nucleotides long. NCBI's taxonomy places the organism in Eukaryota, Metazoa, Nematoda, Chromadorea, Rhabditida, Rhabditidae. The record is from the annotation of a GenBank genome assembly.
AUGAGUCGAUAUCUCGAAAAUCCUUACUUUCAUGAUGAGGCGUCAGGGGCUUCAACAGUUGAUGAUGCCUGGAUUCGUUCGCAAAUAAAAUUGAUUGGACGAAUACUUUCACGAGAACAGUUAACACCGAAAUAUUUAAGAUAUAGUCAUGCCUACUCUGGAACUGCAGGGGUGGCUUACGCUCUCUUCAAAGCUAAGGAUUAUCUUGAUGAGGAAUGUUUGAAUCAGGCUGUUAAACAUAUAAGAGGCACCAUUUUUGACGAUGAAAGUCACGAGACACAACGUCGACACUUCUACCUCACUGGGUAUAUCGGCUCUCUCACUAUAUAUGGACAUGACACUACUGCAGAUAUGGAUAAGAUAUCCAAAGAUUUAACUGUUUUAUCCGAGGUUUUUGCUGAUCCUAACUUUGAACAAGACGAAAUAUUCAACGGAAGAGCAGGAUAUUUACAAGCCGUCAACACACUAAGGCAUGCUACCAAUAAACCAGUAGUGUCGGAAGACAUUGUUUUAUCUAUAAUUGAUCAAAUCGUAAUAUCCGGAAAGAGAUAUGGCAGAACAGAAUCACCAUUAAUGUAUUCAUAUCAUGGAACUGAGUAUUUGGGAGCUGCUCAUGGCUUGGCGGGAAUAUUAUGCACGUUAUAUUGUUUUUUCGAUUUGUUAACUCUAGAGCAAAUCACGCUGGUCCGACAAGCUAGUGAAUGGUUGUUGAAAACACAAUUUCCAAAUGGGAACUUCCCAAGCUCCUUAAGAACAUUCAUAAAACCAAAAGCGUCUCCUCAAAUUCAUUGGUGCCAUGGAGCUCCAGGAGUUGUAUAUGUUGCUUUGUUCAUGUACAAGUAUUUCAAAGUUGAGAACUAUCUUGAGAUUGCUAUAUCAUCAGGGGAGCUUAUAUGGAAAGAAGGUGUUCUUAAGAAAGGUCCUGGGCUUUGUCAUGGUAUCUCAGGGAACGCAUAUCCUUUCAUAUAUUUAUGGAGAGCUACUAAUGACAGAAAGUGGCUUCAGCGAGCUAAAUGCUUUGCCAAACUCAUGAUGGAUUCGAACAUUGUUCGUCAACAGGAUUUGAUUGAAGCAGAGCGAUACAGUCUUUUUGAAGGAUGGGGUGGAGCAAUAUGCUUAUUAGUAGACUUGCUCAAUCCCAAAAGUGCUCAAUUUCCUUUAAUAACAAUGGUUGAUAUAUGA